This is a messenger RNA of Aphanomyces invadans, 1553 nucleotides long. Its product is annotated as ATP-dependent protease HslVU, ATPase subunit. The transcript is spliced from 5 exons. The record is from RefSeq and is a predicted model, not a curated record. Gene Ontology annotation, molecular function: ATP binding; ATP hydrolysis activity; peptidase activity. NCBI's taxonomy places the organism in Eukaryota, Oomycota, Saprolegniomycetes, Saprolegniales, Verrucalvaceae. The coding region runs from base 17 to 1495 and encodes 492 amino acids. Gene Ontology annotation, cellular component: HslUV protease complex.
GGCCACCAUUUUACCGAUGUUCGGUCGACUUCGUCGCAGCGCCGCGCUGGGCUGCCACGGCCGUGUGCCACGUGCAUCGUGCCGUGCUAUGUCAGGUUUCACCAUCGUUAGUGAGGAUGCUCUUGUCGGCGCUGCUUCUGCCGAUCCUUCGUCGAUUGAGUUGACCCCGGAGCAAGUGGUGUACCAACUCGACCAGCACAUCAUUGGGCAGACGGACGCCAAGAAGGCCGUGGCUGUGGCGUUGCGCAAUCGAUGGCGCCGACGCCAAAUUGAAGGACCGAUCCGUGCUGAAAUCUCGCCCAUGAACAUCCUCAUGAGCGGACCGACUGGGUCGGGCAAAACGGAGAUUGCCCGCCGCCUGGCGACGUUGACGGCGUCGCCGUUCAUCAAGGUUGAAGCGACUAAGUUCACUGAAAUCGGUGUGUUUGGUGCGAACGCGGAAUCGAUGGUGAAAGAUCUCGUCGAAGUCGCUGUCGAAAUGGAACGAGCCGCUGUCCAAAAGACGAACGCGAACGCCGCCCGAGAACGCGCUAUCGACCGCCUGGUUGCUGCAUUGACCGCGCGCACAGAGCUCGUGUCCGAGGCGCUGCGUCGCCGACUUCGCGAAGACAUUGCGUCAGGCGCUGCCGACGACAAGAUCGUCACGAUCAAGUUAAAGCCCGUGCAGAGCCCACUAAAAUCUCGCUCGAUGUCCGACAUGGAAAUCCCGCCAGAGCUCGAUCAAGCGAUGCGGCAAAUGUCCGAGAUGCUGGGCCGACUGAAUGGCAGCAAAACCUGUUCGUCGAAAGGAUCGGGAGGCACCCAGAUGACUGUGAAGGAAGCGCUUCCGCGCCUCCAAGCGGAAGAAGCAGCGAAUUUUGUGGUCGAAGACGACAUCGUCCGCCGCGCGAUUGAAAACGUCCAGACAAACGGGAUCAUCUUCCUCGAUGAGAUCGACAAACUCGCCCACGACCGGCACAGCCACCACAGCAGCUUCCGCAAGGGCGAAGGCGUCCAAAAGGAGUUGCUCGCGCUGACUGAAGGCUGCGCCGUAACGACGCGCCAUGGCAUCGUGUACACGGACCACAUUCUGUUUAUCGCGAGCGGAGCUUUUCACAACGUGAGUCCAUCCGAUUUGAUGCCAGAACUCCAAGGACGCCUGCCGAUCCGCGUCAACCUGUCGCCAUUGACCGAGCACGACUUUGAGCGCAUCCUCACGGAGACCCAGUUCAACCUGCUCGACCAAGUCCGCGCGCUCAUGCACACGGAGCAAGUAGAGGUCACGUUUACGCAGGACGCCGUCCAACAGAUCGCGCACGUGUCGGCGAAAGUCAAUGCCCAGACAGACAACAUUGGCGCGCGUCGCCUCGCGACUGUUGUGAGCAAGAUCACAGAGCACAUGUCAUUCCACGCGCCGUCCCUGCGCGGCACGAAAGUCACGAUCGACAAAACCUACGUCCAAGCGCAUCUCAAGGACGUCCUCAAGCAGACCGACUUGACCAAGUACAUCUUGUAGACGAUUCCAUCAUCGACCUUAACAACGCGAGUUGGAAUCGACGCGUCGUGGCCAUCCA